CAGUCCGUCUCCAGUUGCCUCUCUCGCGGAGGGUAUAUAAAGAGGAGAAAGGGUGAGAAAGGGAAAAACAGAGAGGGAUCUUUGUGACGGCCGCGGCGGCGAUGGAUCCGGACGCGGUAGCGAAGGCUUUCGUGGAGCACUACUACCGGACGUUCGAUGGGAACCGGGCGGCGCUGGGGGGCCUGUACCAGGACGCCUCCAUGCUCACCUUCGAAGGCGACAAGAUCCAGGGCGCCGCCGCGAUCGUCGCCAAGCUCACUUCCCUCCCCUUCCAGCAGUGCGCCCACGCCAUCUCCACCGUCGACUGCCAGCCCUCUGGCCCUGCCGGCGGCGUCCUCGUCUUCGUCAGCGGAUCCCUACAGCUCGCCGGCGAAUCCCACACUCUCAAGUUCAGCCAGGUAUUCUACCUUCUCUCUCUAUCUAUGAGCGCCUUCCGUCACUUAGUCGUUCGAUUUGAUUAGAUCGGCCGGUCUCCA
This is a messenger RNA of Musa acuminata subsp. malaccensis (wild Malaysian banana), 476 nucleotides long. NCBI's taxonomy places the organism in Eukaryota, Viridiplantae, Streptophyta, Magnoliopsida, Zingiberales, Musaceae. The record is from RefSeq and is a predicted model, not a curated record.